AUCACGGUCCAAUCAGUAUGCGCACUCUGUAUAUAAUGACCAUAGCCAGAUAAACAAUGUUCAGUAUCUAAUCAAGCCAAAAAGCAGCCAGCAUCGAAGCGAGCUGCUGAACAGUUAAAGAGCGCGGCUAGCUAGCAUAUCAUUAUGGAAGUACUGUUGCACGAGAGUAGUACCGCGACGGUCGGGAAUGGGCGCGAAAAGAUUGACAGCGUCUAUCCGUCCAAACCGAUGGUCACCGCAGACCCCGAGAAAGCCUUUUUCGAAAAUGCCAAAUUUUCUAUGCUUCCACAACGGUCGCCUGUCGAUAUACUGUUCGAAAAUGUCACCUAUACAGCGACCGAGGGGAAUAUCUGCACAAAGAAAAGUAAGUUAUUUGUCCUGAGUAAUGAUUUUAUCAAAGUUGGAAAAACUGAGCACAUUAUUAGAGUUUACCCAUUGUGA
This is a messenger RNA of Acanthoscelides obtectus, 441 nucleotides long. NCBI's taxonomy places the organism in Eukaryota, Metazoa, Arthropoda, Insecta, Coleoptera, Chrysomelidae. The record is from the annotation of a GenBank genome assembly.